This is a messenger RNA of Triticum aestivum (bread wheat), 1480 nucleotides long. Its product is annotated as wiskott-Aldrich syndrome protein homolog 1. Bases 139 to 1224 code for a protein of 361 amino acids. The transcript is spliced from 2 exons. NCBI's taxonomy places the organism in Eukaryota, Viridiplantae, Streptophyta, Magnoliopsida, Poales, Poaceae. The record is from RefSeq and is a predicted model, not a curated record.
CCUCGCUCGCAAAGAAACCAACGGCCAGCUCCAGAAAAAAAAAAGGAAAACCAACGGCCUUUCCCCCUCCCCCUCGGCGUCAGCUCCGCCUCCGCGCCCCCCUGCCCGGCUUCCCUUCCGCCUCCUCGCACCGCCGCCAUGAAGCUUCCCGGAGGCGCGACGCGCGCUUGGCUAGUCGAUUUCCUGCGCCGUCUGUUCUCUGCCCUGCGCCAGAGAGCGUUCUGGGCGGUGACGGCGGGGGGAAACAAAGAAGCCAAGAAACGGCGGCGCCGACGAGUCAACCGCGCCGCCGCCGAAGCAGUCCUCAUCCACCCCGCGCCUAUCGCCACAGAGGACCUAAUGCCGCCACUCGGCACCCUCGCAGCCACCGACGCGGCGCUCCUCCCUCCCGCGCCUCUCGCCGCCGAGGCCGAGGCCGAGGGCCUCACGCCGACACGCGGCGCCCUCUCCCGCACCAGCACCAUCGUCCUCGACGGGGCGCCGCUCUCCUCCGAGGACCCUACCCCACCGGACGGCUUCCUCCGGGCCACCAAUGGCAUCAUCCUCCACUCGGCGGCUGCCGCCCCGACGGGCCCCGCGUCGGUGGCCCCAGCCACCGGCGGGAAGCUGGAAGAUGACGGUGGCUUUACCCUAGUCGUGGGCAAGAAGAGGAAGCGGGGGAAUGCCCAGGCCGCCCUCGGCCCUGUUGCCUCGCCACCUGCUCCGCGUCGUGGCCCGCCGAGGGGCUGGUUUCGGCACCAUGCUCGCCCCGCUCCUCCUCCUCCGAGCCGCCGUAUUCCGCUCGCAGCCCGGGUGAGGCCUCCUGCCACGGCCAGUAUCCCAGCUUCGUCUCCUGCACUUGCUCCCAGCGUCCCUGCUGCCACGGCCAGAGGCCCAGCUUCGUCCCCUGCACCUGCUGCCACGGGCAGCGGCCCUGCUGCGUCCCCUUCUUCCAUCAUCCCUCAGGAACUGGACGACAGGGAAAAGGAGCGAUCCCUUCACCUACAGUUCUGGGAGGAGAUGUCAAAGCUGAAAGGCGACAAGAUAUACUGUCUGAUCUGUUACUUGGAGCGUCGCCAAAAACUAGUGACUAUGCAGAAUGAUCAGGGUGAUAUCAAACGUCACAAUAAAGCAUUUCACAAGGGGCGUCUUGUGAAAUGCAGAAGUAAGGGUUGCCUUUUGGUGGCAACUAACGGACACGACAUUGGCAUUCAUGCCAUUUGUUGCCACCCUCACAUGCUCUGAAGGCCAAGGAUUUGCUCAAGAAUCGCUGAUGAGUGUUCGAGGACUUGCAGGUGCUUAUGCUACUGUUUGUGUAGGGGGGAAUGCUUCCCGGAGUUGAACUAGGAGAGAUUGUGAAAUGCUUACCAAGUAGGCAUAAGUUCAUAUCUGACAUUGUCCUCAGUUCAGACUGGAAUAUAGUGAUUUGGUUACUCAUGUGCAGUGAUUUAGCUUAUGUUGUUAUUUCUGAAACGUGUGGAUAAUCUAGUUUCGUUGGUUU